Molecule: messenger RNA, 1087 nt
Organism: Bolinopsis microptera
Lineage: Eukaryota; Metazoa; Ctenophora; Tentaculata; Lobata; Bolinopsidae
Product: cilia- and flagella-associated protein 20
Exons: 1
Coding region: 36-629 (197 amino acids)
Biological process (GO): positive regulation of cell motility; cilium assembly; regulation of cilium beat frequency involved in ciliary motility
Cellular component (GO): motile cilium; ciliary basal body
Source: RefSeq, a predicted model, not a curated record
UAAUAUAUCUACUUCAAUCUUUAGGUAACGCAACCAUGUUCAAGAACACAUUCCAGUCAGGAUUCCUGUCCAUUCUCUACAGUAUAGGUAGCAAGCCUCUUCAAAUUUGGGACAAGAAAGUACGUAAUGGUCACAUCAAGAGGAUAACAGAUAAUGACAUCCAGUCUCUAGUUUUAGAAAUUGUUGGUACAAAUGUGAGUACAACCUACAUCACUUGUCCUGCUGACCCAAAGAACACCCUUGGAAUCAAACUCCCCUUCCUGGUAAUGAUCAUCAAAAACAUGAAGAAAUACUUCACCUUCGAGGUCCAAGUUUUGGAUGACAAGAACGUCAGAAGAAGGUUCCGAGCUUCAAACUACCAGUCGACUACCAGAGUGAAGCCCUUCAUUUGUACCAUGCCCAUGAGACUCGACGAUGGAUGGAACCAGAUCCAGUUCAACUUGUCUGACUUCACACGACGAGCAUACGGUACCAACUACAUCGAGACCCUGCGAGUGCAAAUCCACGCCAACUGCAGAAUCAGGAGAGUGUACUUCUCUGACCGUCUCUACUCCGAGGAUGAGCUGCCAGCUGAGUUCAAACUAUAUCUUCCAGUCCAGAACAAGAUGAAAGCUAAUGCUGCCCAAUAGAAUACUCCCACAGCACUAUCCGGACUUUCAUUUAACUCAAACUUGAUGUUUCCAUUUCCAAUGCUGCACUUCGUGAAUGAAUAGCUUGAGCGAUUGCUGGGUAUGGCUCAAGAUAAGACAGAUGGAUUUUGCCUCAGACUGUUUUUCCAACGCGAAGUGUGUACGUUAUCUGAAAAGACUUUAGAUUUCCCCAAUUGGUUUGCUAUUAUGAAGUUUUUUUAUGAACUACUGUAUUAUGUCACGCCAGUUUCACAGUUUUUGGUAUGAAAACCCACUUACCAUAUUAUAAUAUAUCCAAUUGUCCGUUUUCGAGGUAAAUAUUUUCCUGAUACUUUACUUAUGAAUAAUGAAAAGAUCUGCAUGAAUUGAGUAAAUGCAUUUCGUUGCUGCUGUGCUGUGCGAUGAUGUUAUACAAUUUUAGUGUUGAUUUUACUUGUACAUACUGAAAAAUAGUUAAA